Messenger RNA from Hippopotamus amphibius kiboko, 1472 nucleotides. RefSeq names its product transmembrane protein 70 (gene TMEM70). The record is from RefSeq and is a predicted model, not a curated record. The transcript is spliced from 3 exons. Gene Ontology annotation, biological process: mitochondrial proton-transporting ATP synthase complex assembly. Gene Ontology annotation, cellular component: mitochondrial membrane. The coding region runs from base 115 to 888 and encodes 257 amino acids. Lineage: Eukaryota; Metazoa; Chordata; Mammalia; Artiodactyla; Hippopotamidae.
CCGCCUGGGGAUGGCGCAUGCGCGGCGCGUUCCCGCCGAGGUCUCAUGAAGAGCUGCACCUGAGAGUGCCGGGUUGCCGCCGCGGUGCCGUCGCGGUUUCUUGUCACGCGCGGGAUGAUGCUUCUGGCGCUGGGCGGCCUGUGGGCGGCCGGACUGCGGCUUGGCGGGAAGAGGACAGCGCCGUGGGCGGCCACCGCGUUCCGAGGCCCUUGGGCGGCCGUCUCCGGCGCGGCCUCCUGUAGAGUCUCCACGGGGCGAGUCCUCGGCGGGGGCGCGGGGCUGUCGGCAGCCGCGCGGCUACUUCCCUGUCGGGUGCGAGCGCAGAUACCUGUUUGUUGGGAAAGAUGUGUUCGAUGUUUACAUACACAACUUGAAAAAUCAGAAGAUGGAAGGCUGAUUUAUACCGGGAAUCUGGCCCGAACAGUAUUUGGUGUGAAGUGUUUUUCUUACUCUACAAGUCUGAUCAGCCUUGCAUUUCUACCAUACAUUUUUGCACAAAAUAAUAUUAUAUUUGGGAGUCUGCCUUUGCAGAUCUUAUUUUAUGGCAUCAUAGGAAGCUUUACAGUGAUCACUCCAGCACUGCUUCACUUUCUUACAAAAGGCUACGUCAUUCGGUUGUACCAUGAGGCCACGACAGACACUUACAAAGCCAUUACUUAUAAUGUUGUGCUUUUGGAAACAAGUACAGUAUUUCACCAGGAUGACGUGAAGAUUCCAAACAGCACACAUGUGUUUACCACAUUUUAUGCUAAAACAAAAUCACUGUUUGUUAAUCCAGCGCUCUUUCCAAACCCUGAAGACUAUAACCAUCUAAUGGGUUAUGACAAACCAUUCACCUUUGAUGUGGAAGAAGCCAGUGAAAAGAAACAGCUUAAAGAAGAGAAAUGAGUCUGUCAUUUUUAUGUUUGUGCUUAAAUGUGAUUUAUAUCCCAAUAUAUAAUAAUCGCCGUUACUUUGAUGUUUGUUAGUGACUGAUUGUUAAAAAAAUAAUUUGAAAUUGUAUCAAACAGAACUUUUAAUUUCCAAAGAAUUAGUGUUCCUUUGUAAUAAAAGUUAUGUUUGAAAAACAAAACAUAAUACUCUACCAUUUGUGUUAAAAGGGUGUGAAAAUACAUGUAUAUGCUGACUAUGCAUGGUUACUAUUAUAUAAUAAGUGUGAUUGCCUUUCAUCUGGGGACUGGAUGUCAGAAGCAAAUGGGAAAGUUAUUUUUCCUUUGUUUCUAAGGGUAUAGAUAUUACCUUUUCCCACAUUAAAAACUUAAAAAAUUUUGUAAGUUAUGGGAAACUGUUAAACUACUUCCUUUGGCUCAGAGCACAGGUUUUUGCCUGUCUUCUCUGGCAUGGCUGCCCAUAUUAAAGAUCUCCAUGUCCAGUAGGGUGUGGUUAGCUCUAGGGGAAACGGUGACCUAAGUAGUGUCAUGUUUAGUGGUUUCGUUAGUCCUGCCGUGUGCCCUCUCCUCUGGUACACCCUA